Messenger RNA from Sclerotinia sclerotiorum 1980 UF-70, 204 nucleotides. RefSeq lists its product with no specific name. The transcript has a single exon. The coding region runs from base 1 to 204 and encodes 67 amino acids. NCBI's taxonomy places the organism in Eukaryota, Fungi, Ascomycota, Leotiomycetes, Helotiales, Sclerotiniaceae. The record is from RefSeq and is a predicted model, not a curated record.
AUGGCAGGAAGAGCCAAGAGAGCCAAGAUGAUAAAGUAUCUGGGCAGGGAGAAAUGUAUGUCACUGAACGUCUCUGAAUGGGCGGUUAUUACGGAUCGAGCGGGAUUACCCGGAUUCUGGGUGGCAGGAAAUAACUGUAUGUCAUUGAACGUCUCUGAAUGGGCGGAAAUUAGAGAUCAAGCGGGAAUAAAACAGUUCCUGUAA